AUGCAGGGUCAGGUUCCUACUUUCAAGCUCAUCCUUGUCGGCGAUGGUGGCGUGGGUAAGACCACCUUCGUGAAGCGCCAUCUUACUGGUGAGUUCGAGAAGAAGUAUGUCGCCACGCUUGGCGUUGAGGUCCACCCUCUCUCCUUCCACACCAACUUCGGCCCCAUCUGCUUCAACGUGUGGGAUACCGCCGGCCAGGAGAAGUUCGGAGGUCUUCGCGAUGGUUACUACAUCCAGGGCCAGUGCGCCAUCAUCAUGUUCGACGUUACGUCGCGCAUCACCUACAAGAACGUCCCCAACUGGCACAGGGAUCUUGUGCGAGUCUGCGAGAACAUCCCCAUCGUUCUUGUCGGAAACAAGGUCGACGUCAAGGACAGGAAGGUCAAGGCUAAGGCCAUCACUUUCCACCGCAAGAAGAACCUGCAGUACUACGACAUCUCGGCCAAGUCGAACUACAACUUCGAGAAGCCUUUCCUCUUCCUCGCCCGCAAGCUCACCAACAAGGCCGAUCUUGCCCUCGUGGAGUCGCCCGCCCUUGCGCCCCCUGAGGUUGCCCUCGACAUGAACCAGAUCAAGCAGUACGAGCAGGAGCUGUCUCUGGCUGCCCAGACCCCUCUCCCCGAUGAGGAUGAGGACCUGUAA
Messenger RNA from Acanthamoeba castellanii str. Neff, 642 nucleotides. RefSeq names its product ran, putative. The coding region runs from base 1 to 642 and encodes 213 amino acids. Gene Ontology annotation, biological process: protein import into nucleus; ribosomal subunit export from nucleus. The record is from RefSeq and is a predicted model, not a curated record. Lineage: Eukaryota; Discosea; Longamoebia; Acanthamoebidae. Gene Ontology annotation, molecular function: GTP binding; GTPase activity. Gene Ontology annotation, cellular component: cytoplasm; nucleus. The transcript has 4 exons.